Molecule: messenger RNA, 1051 nt
Organism: Hibiscus syriacus
Lineage: Eukaryota; Viridiplantae; Streptophyta; Magnoliopsida; Malvales; Malvaceae
Product: microtubule-associated protein RP/EB family member 1A
Exons: 8
Coding region: 207-1016 (269 amino acids)
Biological process (GO): regulation of microtubule polymerization or depolymerization; thigmotropism; spindle assembly
Cellular component (GO): spindle midzone; cytoplasmic microtubule; microtubule plus-end
Molecular function (GO): microtubule plus-end binding
Source: RefSeq, a predicted model, not a curated record
GUUCUAUAAUUCAAGAAAAAUCCAAAUUUGAAUUUCAUUUUCGAAAGCCCCUUUUCCUUGGAUUACGCCUUAAUCUUUCCUUCUUAAUACCCACAUUUUCUCUGAUUCUCUCUCUUUAUGUUUUGAGUCUAUUCCCAAGAUUUGUUUUUUUUUCAAUUUGAGAAGCUAAACAAAAUUUAAUAACAGCAAAAAAGAAGCAGAAGAAAAUGGCGACGAAUAUAGGGAUGAUGGAUAGUGGUUACUUUGUUGGAAGAAAUGAGAUUUUAACGUGGAUCAAUAACAGGCUUCAGCUCAAUCUCUCUCGCAUUGAAGAAGCUGCAUCUGGUGCUGUACAAUGUCAGAUGAUAGAUAUGACCUAUCCAGGAGCUGUGCCAAUGCACAAGGUGAAUUUUGAUGUAAAAACAGAAUAUGAUAUGAUCCAAAAUUACAAGGUUCUGCAAGAUGUAUUCAACAAGUUGAAAAUUGAUAAGCAUAUUGAAGUCAACAGACUUGUUAAAGGUAGACCUUUGGACAAUUUGGAGUUCUUACAAUGGCUGAAACGGUAUUGUGAUUCUGUCAAUGGUGGAAUCAUGAAUGAGAAUUACGAUCCUGUUGAAAGAAGACAUAAAGGUGGAAAAGAGAAGAGCUUGAAGGGUUCUCAUAAGAGCUCAAAAUCUCUGCAAGCAAACAGUCUCCAUAACUCUGUCUGUGGAGAUGCAGCUGCCAUAAAUAAAAACAUUGCUUCCAAUCAAGGGAAGAUUUGUGUAGCAGCAGCUUCAAGUGACAUCCGGGCUUUUUCCAAGGAGGUAACUGAUUUGAAGCUCUCGGUUGACCUUUUGGAAAAGGAAAGAGAUUUUUACUUUGCUAAAUUGCGGGACAUUGAAAUGCUUUGUCAGACUCCCAAAGUGGAGAAUAACCCGAUGGCAGUAGCAGUAAAGAAAAUAUUGUACGCAGCUGAUGCGAACGAAUCGGCACUCAAGGAAGCUCAAGAGUACAUUUGCCAAUCUAUUGAUGAUGGUGAAACUGAAGAGGAUUGAAGCUUUGAUAAUUGCAGAAACCUGGUAGCUUCUCU